AUGUGGAAUUCUAGGGUAUUUCUCAGUGCUGUUAGCGCUGCAGCUGUCCCUCUCGCAGCAGCAACAGCAACAGCAGCAGCACCAACAGCAGCAGCAGCAGCAGCAGGAGCAAUCCAGCAGCAACACAGCGAACAAAAACAUUGGGAGGGGCAGCAUUUCAGCUGCAGCAACGGCAGCAGCAACAGCAGCAGCAGCAGCAGCAGCAACAGCAAGCAGCAGCAACAGCAGCAGCAGCAGCAGCAGCAGCAGCAGCUGCAGCAACAGCAGCAGCAACAGCAACAGCAGCAGCAGCAGCAACAGCAGCAGCAGCAGCAGCAGCAACAGCAGCAGCAGCAGCAGCAGCAGCAACACUGGCAGCAGCAAGAUGGGGGAGGCGGAGCUUCUCUCAGCCCUAAAUUCUCUCUUUUCUUCUUCAGACCCAACAACACAGAGACAGGCGUAGGCGAUGAGUGGCUGCGGGGGUGGCAGCUGUCUGCUGCUGCUUGGGAGGCCGCGCUGCAGCUGCUGGAGCCUCGGGACCCUCCUCUGAGUGACGAGGUGGUUUACUUCGCCGCACAAACCCUCAGAACCAAGUGCACCUUCGACACCCAUCAGCUGCCAGCAGAAUCUCUCACUCCUCUCGUUUUUAAAAUUGCUGCUGCUAUCAAGCAGCACCAAAACAAGGGGGAGCUGAGUCAAGCGCAGAGAUGA
Molecule: messenger RNA, 690 nt
Organism: Eimeria mitis
Lineage: Eukaryota; Apicomplexa; Conoidasida; Eucoccidiorida; Eimeriidae
Exons: 7
Coding region: 1-690 (229 amino acids)
Source: RefSeq, a predicted model, not a curated record